Molecule: messenger RNA, 2618 nt
Organism: Spodoptera exigua (beet armyworm)
Lineage: Eukaryota; Metazoa; Arthropoda; Insecta; Lepidoptera; Noctuidae
Source: the annotation of a GenBank genome assembly
UCGUAGUAACGUUGUCGGUGGUGGUGGGUGAUGUGUACGUAAAUAAAUUGCAAAUUUGCAAUUUUCCUUUACUUCUAAAUAAUUGGCAUAUUAUAAAAUUAUAAAAGAUGGUAUAGAUAUUACGGGUUAUUUUUGUCUGACGUCUAAUAUGGCGACAGCUUCAGUGAGGGAAUUCGGCAAAGCCUGGUGGUCGGAAAUAUAUAACAGAAUAAUUGGUGCUGUAGUGUUUAUUGAUGAUGCUAGUGCGGAGUGCUUGCACUAUGAGGGCGGCGUGGACACCUUACUGUCUGCAGGAGCAGUUGCUGUUAAGGGUUUAUCUCCAUUUGAGUUCGCCAAGAAAGAACAGAAGAAGGCAGUGUUCAUAACACAAACUACCAAUGUACAGUUGCAAACAAUUGCUGAAAUUGUCCGCCACAGCGACUUUACACACUGUAUUCUUAUAUCAUGCAUGAGCUUAGAUAUGGUGUUUCUAGAAAUCCAUGAUGAUAAGGAUAUUAAUACUGUAUUAGCCAUGGGUGAGCCAGUCCUAGAGGGCAUGAAGUAUCUUGAAAUGAAACUUAUUCAAUGGAUGGCAAAGAAGCAAAGUUAUGUAGAAGUGGUACAUAUACCAAUUUUCACGAUCUCCCUAACUAAUGUUGUGUUUGUCACUCCUCCCUUCCGUGACUUGCAAACAUUUUUCCUUGGCGAGUUGAAAUCUGACAACACAAUAGUUGACAUCAAUAAUUUGUCUAAACAAGAGAGAAACGAAGCAAGGAGGUUUGCUGCCAGCUUGAAUAACAUGUUGGAUUCAAUGAAUUUAAAAGAAGAUGUCUAUUACAUUGGCGCUUAUUCUGCAAUCAUUGGAGGGAUUUUGGAGCACUACCCUAUAUCUAUACAACGGCGGAAGAAUUGCCUGCAUCCCGCGUCGCUGAUUCUUAUAGACCGUACGAUGGACCUCUGUAGUGUUACGAGUCAUGGAACUGAGUCAGUACUGGAUAAGAUAAUGUCAGUGCUGCCCAGGUUUCCAGGUCAUUGCACUGACGUCGCUGUCGAUAUGUCACCUCUUUGCCAGGCUAAUGUAAUAAAUCACCCAGAUGACGUACAACUCAGCCCAGGUUGUCUCUACCAUUCGGAAGACGAAUCCUGCAUACAAACAUUCGAGUAUAUGAUAAACAAGUCUCAAAAAGAAGUCAUGUUCGAUCUUUACAACAAGCUGUCCAAAAUAGACAUUCAGAAAUCACCAAGUCCCAAGUCACUGUUGAAAGUCACGCCGCAAAGUGUUGAGAAAAUUGUUACUGCUACUAAAGGAAAUUACGAGGUGAUGAGCAAACACCUUGGUGUUUUGCAACAAUCGUUGGCAGUAGUACAAACUCUAAAGUCUCCUAAACGAGUUCAGCAUGAGCUUCUUAUGAGCUUGGAAAAGCAGGUACACCAGAACCUUGCCACCAGUCGGGAGUCUACCAGCGUCCUUAAUCAGAUCUGUCAUUUGAUCAAAAAUCGUAAAGAAAAGGAGCUUCCGCUUGAGAACUUGCUAGUUCUACUGAUGCACAUAUACGCUGUGAGGGACACAGAGGUCCCGUUCCCCGCAGAACAUGAAGCUCAGCUGAUCAAGACAUUAAGCGUCGCUUUGUUUGAAGACCGGAACAGUUUAUACAAAGAUACUACUGUUUUGAUGUCUCCUGAAGACUGUGACGCUAGGGCUAGUUGUAUACUGAUGCAGUUAAGGAAAAUUACUUCUAUGAGAAGUGUUUUUCACAAAUAUAACUCCAUAUUGAAGCCAUGCGAGACAGGUGUGGGUCAUGAGUAUCGCAGUGCUCUGCAGCAGUUGGUGGACGAUAUGGUCGACACAGAUAGACCUGAUCUGGUUGAUCUGGACCAGUACAGAAGUGACAAAUUAAAGACAUUGCUGCGGAGUGGACUUGGAAUGCUAACAAAUAGAAAGGUCAAGACGAGACAUCCUCUGGAUAACCCAACCAUAAUUAUUUUUGUGAUCGGCGGGAUUACGGCCGAGGAAUGUAAGCGUUUGCAUCGGAGUGUGAUUACUAGUGGUAUUGAUAAUACGGUUCUGAUUGGCGCUACGAAGUUGGUGACUCCUGUUGAAGCCAUGAGGGAUAUACUACCGUUAUAGCAGAAGCCUAAACCUGAGCGAAGUCCAUCACAUUCAUUUAUUUGAAGUGUGCUGGUCUCAUUCAGGUUAACGACACCUCGACUUUUGAUGAACUAUUAAUGGAAGCGCACUUUAAAAAUCUUAGCCUUUAAUAAAUUUUAUAAUGAGGAAUGUUUAGCGUUUUAGUGUCAAAAUACCAUCACGUCUCAAAAGUUUAAUAACAUUUAAAAUAAUCAACAAACCAAAUUAUUCCUACUUUAGCCAAGAACCGUGUUGAUGAGUGUUCAUAUACAAUAAAAAAACUGGUAUACAAUGGGUAAAAUGAGAAAUUUUCUUAUGUUGUCUGCAAGUAUGUAUGACAUAUAAUUAAUAUUUGUAUAUAAUUUAGAAAGUCCAAUUCGACAAUUAAUAUAAAUUAGUUAUAAAUAAUUGUUACUAUCAACAUAUUCCAUUAAAAUAAUGAAUUAUUCCAUGUAAUUGAUACUUUAUUCCAUGAUACUAUUAUAAUACAACAUUUAUAAUAUACAAUAAU